CGCGCUACAUCCCCGAGCCGCAGCCAGCGCAGCCAGCGCCCGGCCGCCGCUCCGCGCCCCUCCGCGCCCCUCCGCGCCCCUCCGCGCCCCUCCGCGCCGCUCCCGCGGCAUGGGGCCGCGCCCCGCCGCCCGCCCCGCCGCCCUGGCGCUGCUGGCUCUCGCCGCCGCCGCCGCCUCGCUGCCGUUGCCCGACGCCGGUCCUCACGUUAACUACGGCUGGGGUGAACCGAUCCGGCUGCGGCACCUCUACACCGCCAGCAAGCACGGGCUCUUCAGCUGCUUCCUGAGGAUCGGCGGCGACGGCCGGGUGGACGCUGCCGGUAGCCAGAGCCCGCAAAGUCUGCUGGAGAUCCGCGCCGUGGCGGUGCGCACCGUGGCCAUCAAGGGCGUGCGGAGCUCCCGGUACCUCUGCAUGGACGAGGCGGGGCGGCUGCACGGGCAGCUCAGGUAUUCCACUGAGGAUUGUUCCUUUGAAGAGGAGAUUCGUCCAGACGGCUACAAUGUAUAUAAAUCAAAAAAAUAUGGAAUAUCGGUGUCUUUGAGUAGUGCCAAGCAAAGACAACAGUUCAAAGGAAAAGAUUUUCUUCCACUGUCUCACUUCUUACCGAUGAUCAACACUGUGCCCGUGGAGUCAACAGACUUUGGUGAAUAUGGUGAUUACAGCCAGGCGUUUGAACCCGAGGUGUACUCCUCGCCUCUCGAAACGGACAGCAUGGACCCCUUUGGCAUCACCUCCAAACUGUCACCGGUGAAGAGCCCCAGCUUUCAGAAAUGACUCUGAUCACACACACAUGUUUUUAAAGAAAUAUAGCAGAAUACUGCAGGGGUUUUAGCUUUUCAUGUAGUGAUAUUUUGACCUUUUUUUUGUAUAUUUCAGUACGGAGCCAGCCUUUUCCUUGCCGUGUGUUGUACCUGUAAGAGAUGAGUGCCCAGAGGCUAUUCUGUAGUCUAAAGAAUAGUUUAUCCAUAGUUUUAUUUGGAACAGGAUUAAAUAAGAAAAGCUGAAUAGCUUCAUCAGAGUUCCUCCAUUACCAUGGUGAUGAUAAAAUAAUUAUAAUUUUUCUACAUCAACUUCAUUACCACAUAUGUUCACCUGUUAUCUCUGCUCAUAGGAGCAAACACAGAACACCUUUUUUUCCAGUCACAGGGAGGUUAAUGAACUCUUAGCUUCAGAGGCCUUAAAGACAAACAUUUGGAACACAACAUGGUUAAGGAAAGCCUAGAAAACAUGGUUACGUGAACUAGCGUUAAUGCUGUUUCUUGAAAAGCUGCUGACAAUGUUCUGGGAAAACUUUCUAUUGAAAGCAUACCACUGAAAAAACAAUUCCGCUUGUACAUUGUGCUUUUUCUUCCCUCAGGAAAUAAGGGAAGAAAGGGAAUAAUUUCUUCCUUCCCUUAUUGCUAAAGGGUACUUUGGAAAACUGGAUCUUUGAUUUCUUUUAAAGGCUAAUUUAUAUUCACUGUGGGAUCAGCAUCAUCGAGCAGAGAGUUCUCAUUAACACUAGUGAGAAUUCAGUGUGUGUGGUUGGAAGAGUGCACAGAACUAGCGUUUAUGUUCAUCAGGUAGGGAAUGAGCAGUUCAAAUUAGUGUUUAAAUUAAAGUUCUGUUGUAUAUAAGCAUGCAUGUCAUUAGCAAACAGCGAGAAAGACUGAAAAUGGAUGAUGUAUAGGUCAAAUCAAUUGCAAAACAGGUUUUCGUGUUUAACCUUUAACCACCGGCAAUUCUUUCAAGUCCUUUCCAGGCUUGAUUCUGAAUCCGUGGGAAUCAGUGGAGAGACAAUUUAGUGACUUAAAUGCCACAGAACUGGGUCAGCCAUGCUGUUCUUCUUGCAGGAAGGGAUUAUGAGCACCUCGUGGCCAAAACAUGGAUGUCUCAUGUCUUCAGUUCUGUCCUCCCAUUGUAACAAUUUGAUGAAGGAAUAAGCAAGGUGAAACCAAAGAAAAAAGGGGGAAAAAAGCCUAGCAAUGUCAGAAAAGGGUUCAGGGAUUCUACUCAUUUCCAAAGGUUCAUUUAUAAUAGAGAUUUCUAUACAAAAAAAAAAGCUCUACUGGAAAUACUGGUGUUCUUCUGACCUAGCACUUCAUUGCCAAUGCAAUAUUUAUAAUUAAUUUAUUGAAUACAUACAUCUGUUUAUUUUGUUACUGUUAUUUAUGCUCAAAAUUCUAUUUAUAUACUCUUGAAGGUGGGUUUUUUAGUUGUAAGAAAUUUUGUGAAGUUUUGUAAUCAUGAAAUUUUAGCAAAAGAUAGCUUUUUAAAUUUCUGUGCAUUAUCAAUAGUGUAAUGUGUACAUUUGCAAUAAAAAAAAAAUCAUCUUCAACACAGAA
Molecule: messenger RNA, 2325 nt
Organism: Phalacrocorax carbo (great cormorant)
Lineage: Eukaryota; Metazoa; Chordata; Aves; Suliformes; Phalacrocoracidae
Source: RefSeq, a predicted model, not a curated record